Messenger RNA from Loxodonta africana (African savanna elephant), 1117 nucleotides. Its product is annotated as olfactory receptor 8G50-like. Gene Ontology annotation, biological process: G protein-coupled receptor signaling pathway; sensory perception of smell. Bases 89 to 1117 code for a protein of 342 amino acids. Gene Ontology annotation, molecular function: olfactory receptor activity; G protein-coupled receptor activity; odorant binding. NCBI's taxonomy places the organism in Eukaryota, Metazoa, Chordata, Mammalia, Proboscidea, Elephantidae. Gene Ontology annotation, cellular component: membrane. The transcript has a single exon. The record is from RefSeq and is a predicted model, not a curated record.
UGUUUGCAUGCCCCAUAAUACAGGGAUCCCAGAGUUUGUAGCUUCCAACAUAGGACAGGGACAGGGAGGGAGAACUGGAGAUAUCUGAAUGAUAAGACUUGAAUCUGUUUCACAGUGCAAACCUCAAAUUUCUUCUUCUCUUCCUCCACAAAAUUCCCAGAGGAAAAUGGCAGCGAGAAAUCACUCCACAGUGACUGAGUUCAUGCUUGGUGGGCUAACAGACAAACCAGAGCUCCAGCUGCCCCUCUUUCUUUUCUUCCUAGGAGCCUAUGUGGUCACAGUGGUGGGGAACCUGGGCAUGAUCACACUGAUUGGGCUCAGUUCUCAUCUGCACACCCCCAUGUACUAUUUCCUCAGCAGUUUGUCCUUCAUUGAUCUCUGUUGUUCCACUGUCAUUACCCCCAAAAUGCUUGUGAACUUUGAAAUAGGGAAAAACAUCAUCUCCUACCAUGAAUGCAUGAUGCAACUCUUUUUCUUUCUUGUUUUUGGUAUUGCUGAGUGUCACAUGUUGGCUAUGAUGGCAUAUGAUCGCUAUGUUGCCAUCUGUAACCCUUUGCUUUACAGUGUCACCAUGUCUUACCAAGUCUGCUCUUGGUUGGUAGUUGAGGUAUACAUAAUGGGUUUAGUUGGUGCCACAGCCCACACAGGUUGUAUGCUAAGAGUGGUUUUCUGCAAGGCUAAAAUAAUUAACCAUUACUUCUGUGAUGUUCUUCCACUACUGGAGCUCUCCUGCUCCAGCACUUAUAUCAAUAAACUGGUACUUUUGUGCUUCAGUGCAUUUAAUAUUUUUGCUCCGGUCUUGACCAUCCUUGGCUCGUAUGUCUCCAUCAUUGCCAGCAUCCUGCGAAUCCGCUCCACGGAGGGCAGGUCCAAAGCCUUCAGCACAUGCAGCUCCCACAUCUUGGCUGUUACAAUCUUCUAUGGUUCUCUAGCAUUCAUGUACCUACAGCCAUCAACUCUCAGUUCCAUGGACCAAGGCAAAGUGUCUUCUGUGUUUUACACCAUUAUUGUGCCAAUGCUGAACCCCCUGAUCUACAGCUUGAGGAACAGGGAUGUCAAAGUUGCCCUAAAUAAAAUCAUUGAGAAAAGAUUUUUUUGCUUUAACAAAGAUUUAUAG